Aspergillus costaricaensis CBS 115574 is the source of this 1665-nucleotide messenger RNA. RefSeq names its product mitochondrial 37S ribosomal protein mS47. Gene Ontology annotation, cellular component: mitochondrion. Lineage: Eukaryota; Fungi; Ascomycota; Eurotiomycetes; Eurotiales; Aspergillaceae. Gene Ontology annotation, molecular function: 3-hydroxyisobutyryl-CoA hydrolase activity. Bases 19 to 1518 code for a protein of 499 amino acids. Gene Ontology annotation, biological process: L-valine catabolic process. The transcript has 3 exons. The record is from RefSeq and is a predicted model, not a curated record.
CAGGCUGUGGUCUGCCUGAUGUUACUCCGACGCAGUAUUUGCCGGUUUCCAACACCGUCGAGCUGGAUCUCGCGGGUUUCACCAGCUACCAUGCCUCUCCGUGCCAAAGUCACCAACCCAGCAUUCGGGGCCACGGCUAGUAUGUCUACGGCACCUAUCCCCAAAGAACUCCCCGGAGACGAGCCCGACGAUGUCCUGUUCCACUCCCACUACGGUGUGCGCUUGAUUGAGCUCAACCGCCCCAAGAAGCUCAAUUCCUUGAACGGCUCGAUGGUUCGGAAGAUUGUGCCUCGACUGAAGGAAUGGGAAAAGUCCGACCUGGCCAAUGUCAUCAUGCUCUCUGGCGCUGGCUCGAAAGCUCUGUGCGCCGGAGGAGAUGUGGCUGCCCUGGCUCUGCAGAACGAAAAGGGCCCCGAGGGCCAGCAGGCCUCUUCCGACUUCUUCGCCGACGAAUAUCGUCUCGAUCACCUCAUCGCGACCUACCAGAAGCCCUUCGUCUCCGUGAUGGAUGGUAUCACCAUGGGCGGCGGUGUCGGUCUCAGUGUCCACGCUCCCUUCCGGAUCGCCACUGAACGCACUGUGUUUGCCAUGCCCGAGACCACCAUUGGCUUCUUCCCGGAUGUUGGCGGCUCCUUCUUCCUGUCCCGUCUCGAUGGACAGCUCGGGACAUACCUGGCCCUUACCUCGGAGCGACUUCACGGCGUUCAGGCUCUGUAUGCUGGUGUUGCCACGCACUACCUGCACUCCAGCGCGCUGGCUAACCUGACGGCUCGUCUGUCUGAGCUCGUCUUCCGUGACUACUCCACAUUCCAGGAACGUCUCGCUCUUGUCAACAAAACCAUGGCCGAAUUCUCGACAGGUGUGCCGUCCGUGCGCGAGGAGCCUAUCCAAUUGGCUGGCAAGCUGCGCAGUGCUAUUGACCGCUGCUUCCAGUACAACACGGUGGAGGAGAUCAUCCAGGCGCUGCAGAAGGAAACGGAGAUGAAGUCGUGGGCCGAGAAGACCCUGGAGACCCUGUCGGCGCGGUCACCCACCUCGCUCAAGGUUGCCCUGCGCCAGCUGCGUGUCGGCCGCGAGUGGACCAUCUCCGAGACCUUCCAGCGUGAGCACGCCAUCGCCUCCAAGUUCAUGAGACACCCCGACUUUGUGGAGGGCGUGAAGGCCCGCCUGAUGUCGAAGCCUCCCCGCCAGGCCACCUGGCAGCCGGCGACUCUGGAGGAGGUCUCGACCGAGACUGUCGACAAAUUCUUCGAGAUUUCCGAGUCUGAGUCGGGGCCUGAAUCCCGGCUGAGUCUCUACCACUACAAGUCCCCGUACACCCAAUAUCCCUACAAGUUCGGGUUGCCUAGCGAAAGCAGAAUUGAGGCUUUCGUGCGUCACCGUGGAAGAAAGGAGAAAGUGACCCUCAACGAUAUUGUUGCGAACUUUGACAGCAAAGAGGGUGUGAAGGAGAAGGCCGCUGAAGUCCUGGCCAGACGGACUGUCCAGGGCGAGGAUGGUCUUGAAUGGGUGAACUGAUUUCUUUGGCGAAAGAGAAAAAGAACAUCAGAAUGUUAAGGAGUCCAUUUGUUCCUGUUGUUGUGUUCGUUGGGUCUGUAUAUUGGGUUAAUAUUAUCAACAUGUAUUUCAUAUAAAGUUAGACACGCAAGCAACGGUCCUUUUUCC